Engraulis encrasicolus (European anchovy) is the source of this 906-nucleotide messenger RNA. It is a transcript of the gene snrnp27, whose product is annotated as small nuclear ribonucleoprotein 27 (U4/U6.U5). The record is from RefSeq and is a predicted model, not a curated record. Bases 128 to 589 code for a protein of 153 amino acids. The transcript is spliced from 6 exons. Gene Ontology annotation, biological process: RNA splicing. NCBI's taxonomy places the organism in Eukaryota, Metazoa, Chordata, Actinopteri, Clupeiformes, Engraulidae. Gene Ontology annotation, cellular component: precatalytic spliceosome.
CCAUAGGGGGGAUAUUUCCACGAAGAACGUCCAUCGGAGGAAGUCGUCCCCAUUUCUCUUCAUCAGCUGGCGUUUCAAGACCUCAAUAUUUGUGGCUGAGACAUAAUUUUCGUGUAGAAACUGAGCCAUGGGACGAAGCAGAAGCAGAACGCCGCCACGAAGGGAGAGGCGUCGUUCACGCUCGUCCUCAAGGGACCGUGAAAGGCGGCGACGGGAGAGGGAACGCUCCAGGUCCAGAGAUCGAGACAGACGUCGCAGCCGCUCGCGCUCACCACACAGACGACGAUCCAGGUCCCCUCCUCGUCGCCACCGCUCCUCCUCCCAAGAUAGACGUGAUGAUGACAAGAAGGAGGGGAAGGACAAGCCUGUGAAAGUGCAUCAAAUAUCAGAGGAGGACAUGGAGGGCAAAACGGAGGAAGAGAUUGAGAUGAUGAAGCUGAUGGGAUUUGGGUCAUUUGACAGCUCCAAGGGGAAGAAGACAGAUGGAUCAGUCAAUGCAUAUGCUGUCAAUGUCAGCAUGAAAAGAAAGUACAGGCAGUACAUGAAUCGAAAAGGUGGAUUCAACAGACCACUGGAUUUCAUUGCGUGAACCUCUGCAGAGUGCAACUUGCUGUGUUUUUUUUUUUUUUUGCUUGUAUGCUUUCCAGGACUUUUGAAUUGUUUGCCAUUAGUUUUAGGAGGAUGUGGUUGUACAGUUGUUGCUGUGUUGUUACUUUUGGAUCACUGGGCAAAUUCCACAAAGUUUAAAACCUUUGCACAGCUGAGAUCCACACCUCUGGUCUACAUUGCAGUGGGAGGCUGUAUUUUGUUUUUAGUAAUGAUGCUGCAGUUUCUGGUGUUACUAUGUCAUUGUCAACAUAUGUGAAACUUUAUAAUACAAAUAAACCAUUCAUAUUCCAGUUUUAA